CCUUAUCGCCGGACUCGCGGACCUGGGCUCCACAGUGUGUGAGAGAGGGCGUGGAGGUGCAGAGUAGCAGGGAAUUGGUCGCUGGCAGGAAGGAGACAGUAGGAGAGGAAAGCUACGUUAGACAAUCUUGUCAAGAAUGGAGGGACGGGGGGAGGGGGAGCAGCCCGCCCACCUUCGCCUGCGGGGCAGCGUGCCUUCGUGGUGCGCACGCGCAGAAGGGAGGCCACGCUUGGCUUGGGGGGGCGGCCUCAGCUCCGCCUCCCGGCCAAUCCAGAGGCAGCGGAGGGGUGGGGCCUGGCCCGCGCUGGCUGGCUCGGUGUCUGCGCGCGGGCUUCGUCGCGUCGCAGCUGUGCGCGUGAAUCGCUUUUGUCCGCGCCAUGGAGUCUGCGCUGAUCCGGCGUUUAGCCCCGCGUCUGGGCAUCGCCGAGCCCGGUGUGCUGAGGUGAGUCCGGCCGCGCACGCCUCAGCGGCCCUGGCCUCUCCUCAGACGAGGUCCGCGCCUUUCCCGCGCGACAGGCGGCGCCGGUGCCCGACGGGAUUUGGCCCGCCUCAGGAAGACCUUCCCGGGCGCGGGCCCCAGGAGGUGGCGGGGGCCGCUGUCGACGUCCCUGGGAACAGCUGGCCCGGUGGGAUGCUCGGCGGUGGGAAGGGGGAGAGUCGGAGAACCUGGGGCGCUGCAGAUAGAGAGGGUCAGUUUGCAGCGGUGAACCAGACAGGUGGGGUACCAGGCCCCUGGAGGUCGCUGUCCGUGACCGCAGCAACCGCGCGGGAAACAAAAACGGCGGGGUCCCGGGACGGCUGCCUUUAAUUGAAAAAUCCAGGAACCGCCUCGGAGAGGGUGCUGUUUGUGCUUAGCCCCGAGUGACAGGAGAUGCCAGCCGUGGGAGACGUGAGAGGAGCGGCCGGGCAGACACCGCAGCCUGUGCAAAGGCCCUGAGAGGGGAAGCACAUUUCAUGGUCCCAGGAAAGCAGAGGAGUACUUGCGACUGUCCCAGGUGAAAUGUAUUGGCCUGUCUGCACAUACCACGGAGACCAGCAAUGCAGUCAUGUGCCUGGACCUUGCGGCUUCCUGUAUGGAGUGUCCUUUGGACAGGGCUUAUUUAAUUAAACUUUCUGGUUUGAACAAGAAGGUCUAUCAGAGCUGUCUUAAGUCUUUUGAAUGUUUACUGGGCCUGAAUUCAAAUAUUGGGAUGAGAGACCUGGCUGUACAGUUUAGCUGUACAGAAGCAGUGAACAUGGCUUCAAAGAUACUACAAAGCUAUGAGUCCAGUCUUCCACAAACACAGCAAGUGGAUCUUGACUUAUCCAGGCCACUUUUCACCACGGCUGCACUACUCUCGGCAUGCAAGCUUCUAAAGCUAAAGGUGGAUAAAAAUAAAAUGGUAGCCACAUCUGGUGUAAAAAAAGCCAUAUUUGAUCGACUUUGUAAACAAUUAGAGAAGAUUGGGCAGCUGAUGGACAGAGCGCCUAGAGAUUCAGUUACUUCACCACAGAAGAAAAAGAAGAUGAUGGUUGAACCUCCAGCAGAAGAAACAGAGAAGGUGGUAGAGAUCCCACAUAAACCUCAGAAAGAUGAAGAUCUGACACAGGAUUAUGAAGAGUGGAAAAGGAAAAUUUUGGAAAAUGCUGCCAGAGCACGAAAGGCUCCCGCAGAGUGACCUCAGCUUCCAGACCGCCAUGUGCUAUAAACCCACAGUACGUCCGCCUCCUCAACAAGGACAUGAGGGUUUUGGAAUCUGUUUCAACUUUUAGAACUAGGAUCCUGACUAUUGCCUUAAUAGCAUAGAAGCCAGCCCGGGGCUGAGUUCUGGGAAGCAGGCUGCCCCUGAGGUGGGCAACAAAUCCAUUAGAUCAGUCAUUUUGGUGUAGCCUUGGCUCCCCACAGGUCUGCACUGUCCUACAAAAUGGAAUUGGAGUCAUUUUGCUCUUUUGUUUUAAGCAAAAAACAGUCCCUUGUCCUAUCCAAAAUAUAAAAUUCAGGCUGAAUGGAGUCUUAGGGAUUUUACUUAGUUUUUUGUGUAAGUUGCUUGGUUUGACGAAAUCAAUAUAUGGUACAGUCUAAGUUAAUAAAUGUUAUUUUUAUGUGCA
Equus quagga is the source of this 2088-nucleotide messenger RNA. RefSeq names its product origin recognition complex subunit 6 (gene ORC6). The transcript has 7 exons. Gene Ontology annotation, biological process: DNA replication initiation; DNA replication. Gene Ontology annotation, cellular component: nuclear origin of replication recognition complex. The coding region runs from base 1047 to 1658 and encodes 203 amino acids. The record is from RefSeq and is a predicted model, not a curated record. Gene Ontology annotation, molecular function: DNA binding. NCBI's taxonomy places the organism in Eukaryota, Metazoa, Chordata, Mammalia, Perissodactyla, Equidae.